GGUGUGGAAGACUGGCCUGCACAGAGUCCUGACCUCAACCCCAUCCAAUAUCUUUAGGAUGAACAGGAAGAUCUCUGAACUUGUAUUUGUAUGUGUAUCAUGAGUGUGUUCUCCUGCUCCCACUAUCAGCUCAGCUCACUCUCCAAUCACAGUGAUUGUGAUACUGAACAGACAGUUUGCAUGUCUCUCAGCCGUCAGAGACCUGAUUGGGCGACAUGAAAACAUCUUCAUGUAUGCAGGCCACUCCCAAACAGUAAAGUGCCAAAGUUGACAUCACUGUACUUUACCCCUUCUUUAAGUGGUUAAAGUAAAACUAUAAACUGGAUCAGUUACGACAGGUUGACACUGUAGAAGUUUAGUUUGUCGGGAUACAAUGAGCUGCUUUCUGCAGCGGCUUCAAAGAACAUCACGUUCAGGCUGUUGGUAGGAUUACUGAUAUGUCACUGAUAAUGAUAGUGUACAGUUGAGUAUCUCAUGGUGUCACUGUCAGUCAGUGCUUCAUUGUAGAAAGAGGCGUCGAAGAAAUAAAAGCAGAAAGUGUGUGUAGAGGGGAUGAGCAGAGAAGGCAGUGGAGCUCAAGUGUUCUCAGAGUUCAACAGAAGGAGAAGAGCAAGAGGAGGCCUGACCUGGGCCCGCUGGACAGACCGAGUCACUGGACCCAGGACCGUGGCCCUUCGUUAUUGGGACAUGACUGUUUGUAAGACGCCAUCGCUUAGUCCGCUGGCAGGUGUUUGAUGGGUUUCACUAUGAAUGUUUCCUUGCUGCUGCUGCCUGGCUUCCAGCUGCUCCUGAUGUUCAGUGUGGCAGCAAAGAAACAAGAACCAGUGGUUUCCCCUGAGGACCAGGGCACUCGCCUCCGAGACCUCUGGAAGCUGCACAUGAGGGACACCAUGCUGAACGGAAAAGGUUUGAGUCCUCAUCCAAUCAGAGAAGGGGUCAAACAGCUGCUGCUCUACUGCCGUGUUGGGAUUGGCUACCAUCUCCAGAUUCUGCCCAGUGGCUCUAUAGGAGGCGUCCACAAACCCACUGAGCAUUGUUGGCUAAAGGUGUUUGCUAUGAAACAUGGAGUGGUGGGAAUCAGAGGAGUCAAGAGUGGCUUGUACCUCUGUAUGAGUGGAGAAGGACUGGCAUAUGGAGCGGAGCAUUUUUCUGACGAAUGCCUGUUAAAGGAGAACCUGGAGGAGAAUCACUACACCACCUACUCCUCUCUGUCUCACCCAGGCAUCUAUCUGGCUCUUUCCCACAAGGGAGAGCUCAGAAAGGGCAACAGUGUGGGCCGCCAUCAGUCCUGCACCCACUUUCUACCUCGGAGGACACCAUGAUCAGGGGCCACUAUCAACCAGUUACUUCAGAAUUGGGGCCAAAUUAGGAAUAUGUGGUGGCUUGCGUUGCAUCUCCAGCUUGUGAGAAAAGCAACAGACUAGAAAUUGGCCUCCAACACGGCAACCUGGCCUAAGACUGCAACAUGAAAAAACACUACAACUGGAACCACAUCCAAGAGACACAAUUGGUGGGAUUCUUUGGAGCGUUACUUACUGUAAGUAAGGACAGUGAACUAUACGCUCAAAUGCUUUGUCACGCUCAGCCACUCAACCUGCAACUACUUAACUUGCUCAAAAGACCUGACAGUCUGAGGAUCAAUCAACAAACAAUGGC
This is a messenger RNA of Sander lucioperca (pikeperch), 1656 nucleotides long. It is a transcript of the gene fgf9, whose product is annotated as fibroblast growth factor 9. The transcript is spliced from 4 exons. The record is from RefSeq and is a predicted model, not a curated record. The coding region runs from base 735 to 1322 and encodes 195 amino acids. NCBI's taxonomy places the organism in Eukaryota, Metazoa, Chordata, Actinopteri, Perciformes, Percidae. Gene Ontology annotation, biological process: positive regulation of gene expression; regulation of cell migration; positive regulation of protein phosphorylation. Gene Ontology annotation, cellular component: cytoplasm. Gene Ontology annotation, molecular function: fibroblast growth factor receptor binding; growth factor activity.